Molecule: messenger RNA, 819 nt
Organism: Leptinotarsa decemlineata (Colorado potato beetle)
Lineage: Eukaryota; Metazoa; Arthropoda; Insecta; Coleoptera; Chrysomelidae
Product: gustatory receptor for sugar taste 43a
Biological process (GO): chemosensory behavior; male courtship behavior; sensory perception of taste
Cellular component (GO): axon; membrane; neuronal cell body
Source: RefSeq, a predicted model, not a curated record
AUGAAAGAAGUUAUAAUCUUUCACAUCGUGUAUCUGAUCAAAAUCAGGAUUUCGUUGCUGAAUGAUGAACUUGAAGAGUUGGGAAAAAUACUAAUAAAAAAUAACAGGACUUUUUCAGAGAAAGGUAUUAUGUUGAAUAUCGGAAGUAUUUCAUUGACCAAAAUGGGUGGCAAUACUAAACAAUUCCGAAAACAAGAUAUAAAAAUUCAGAAAGCAUCGGAUAUAGCCAGCGUUUGCAAUAUAAUCAUGCUGAGUUGUCUUCUUCACCUCAUCGUCACUUCAUAUUUUCUACUGAUAGACAUCUUCCUGCGAGGUAGUCCAGUUGUUAUAAUUCAACAGUUAAUUUGGAUCCUAGUACAUGUGGGACGAAUACUCCUUAUAGUUGAGCCUUGUCAAUCGUGUGUUAAUGAGCACAAGAAAACGAAAAUCAAAGUUUGUGAGCUCCUGACAUAUGAUAUGAAUGAAGAGGUCAAAAAUUCGAUGGAAUAUUUUUCACUUCAACUGAUGUACUGUGAAAUGGAUUUUUCUUGUUGUGGAUUCUUUGAAAUUAACAGAAGCCUUUUAACAUCGAUUGCAGGAGCAGUUUUCACUUACCUGGUCAUACUUUUCCAGUUUGAAGAUUAGAUGAUAGCUGCCCAUUCUAGAACCCCUUGUAGAAUAUUGAACGUAUGUUCACUCUACUAUUAAUUUUAGUUUUUCUAAAAAAGUUAUAUAUUUUUAUGUACAAUGUACAGAAGCACAGAAAAACUACAUAUUUUAACUUAUGUGUAAAUAUGUGGUUUGUGAAUGAAGAUAUUUUUUGUUGUAACAGCUUACUUC